Molecule: messenger RNA, 2280 nt
Organism: Nerophis lumbriciformis (worm pipefish)
Lineage: Eukaryota; Metazoa; Chordata; Actinopteri; Syngnathiformes; Syngnathidae
Source: RefSeq, a predicted model, not a curated record
AUGGUGCUGACCGGCAAACGUUCGGAGAAAGGUCCCGCUCGCUGGAAGAGGAGAGUCAAGUCAGAGUACAUGCGUCUGCGCCAGCUCAAGCGCUUCCGGCGAGCCGACGAGGUCAAGAGCAUGUUCAACAGCAACCGUCAGAAGAUCCUUGAGCGUACCGACAUUUUGAACCAUGAGUGGAAGACGCGGCGCAUCCAGCCCGCUCACAUCAUGACGUCGGUGGGCUCGCUCAGAGGCACGCGAGAGUGCACGGUGGACAGCGGUUUCUCCGAGUUCCCCCGGCAGGUCAUCCCCCUGAAGACCCUCAAUGCCGUGGCCUCCAUACCUGUCAUGUACUCGUGGUCACCACUGCAGCAGAACUUCAUGGUGGAGGACGAGACGGUGCUCUAUAACAUUCCUUACAUGGGCGACGAAAUCCUGGACCAGGACGGCACGUUCAUCGAGGAGCUGAUCAAGAACUAUGACGGAAAAGUCCACGGAGACAGAGAAUGUGGCUUCAUCAACGACGAGAUCUUCGUGGAGCUGGUGGGUUCUCUGGCGCAGUACAGCGACAACGAGGAAGACGAGGAGGAAGAGCAGGACUUCAAGACCGAGAAGAUGGACGGCGCGUGCGACGGGCAGGACGAGGCACGCGACAAGGCCAACAAGGGUAGGGCUCCGUCGAAGUUCCCCUCGGACAAGAUCUUUGAAGCCAUCUCUGCCAUGUUCCCUGACAAAGGCACCACGGAGGAGCUCAAGGAGAAGUACAAGGAGCUGACCCAGCAGCAGCUUCCCGGCGCCCUUCCUCCGGAAUGCACGCCUAACAUCGACGGUCCCAACGCUCGCUCGGUGCAGCGCGAGCAGAGCCUGCACUCCUUCCACACGCUCUUCUGCAGACGCUGUUUCAAAUAUGACUGCUUCCUUCACCGUGAGUUGCCCGUCUCCUUCCACGCCACGCCCAACACGUACAAACGCAAGAACCUGGAGAACCCGGAGGACGGCAAACCUUGCGGCGCCGACUGCUACAUGAACCUGCCGCGGGUGAGGACGUCCGAACGGUCGGCCGCCCGGACCCGAGUCACGUCGGCCUCCUUUCAGGACGGCGUGGCGGGAGACGGGGCGGCGGAGCGUGCCAAAACGCCCUCCAAGCGCUCGACGGGGGGCCGCCGGCGCGGACGCGCGGCCAACGGCGGCAGCCGACCCGGCACGCCCACCGCCAAAGACACGGACAGCGAGGGCGGCAAGGACGACGAUGACGACGAUAACAAGGACGACAACAGCGGCUCAGAAGGCAACUCUCGCUGUCAGACGCCCGUCAAGCUGAAGCUUCAGCUUUCGGCCCAAUCGACAGAGUGGAACGGCGCCGACGCCUCGCUCUUUCGCGUCCUCAUCGGGACCUACUACGACAACUACUGCGCCAUCGCUCGGCUCAUCGGGACAAAGACGUGCCGACAGGUCUACGAGUUCCGGGUCAAAGAGUCCAGCAUCAUCGCCCGCGCUCCCGCCGAAGAUGAGGACACACCCCCCAGGAAGAAGAAGAGGAAGCACCGACUUUGGGCCACGCACUGCCGCAAGAUCCAGCUCAAGAAAGACGGCUCGUCCAAUCACGUGUACAACUACCAGCCGUGCGACCACCCCAGGCAGCCCUGCGACUCGUCUUGCCCGUGCGUCACCGCCCAGAACUUUUGCGAGAAAUUCUGCCAGUGCAGUUCCGAGUGCCAGAACCGUUUCCCCGGUUGCCGCUGCAAAGCUCAGUGCAACACCAAGCAGUGCCCGUGCUACCUGGCCGUCAGGGAGUGCGACCCGGACCUUUGUCUCACCUGCGGCGCCGCCGACCACUGGGACAGCAAGAACGUCUCCUGCAAGAACUGCUCCAUACAGAGGGGUGCCAAAAAGCACCUUCUUCUGGCGCCGUCCGACGUGGCGGGGUGGGGCAUCUUCAUCAAAGAGCCGGUCCAGAAGAACGAGUUCAUCUCGGAGUACUGCGGCGAGAUCAUCUCCCAGGAUGAAGCGGACCGCCGGGGCAAAGUGUACGACAAAUACAUGUGCAGCUUCCUCUUCAACCUCAACAACGACUUUGUGGUGGACGCCACCCGCAAAGGCAACAAGAUCCGAUUCGCCAACCACUCGGUCAACCCCAACUGCUACGCCAAAGUGAUGAUGGUGAACGGCGAUCACAGGAUCGGCAUCUUCGCCAAGCGCGCCAUUCAGACGGGGGAAGAGCUCUUCUUCGACUACAGGUACAGUCAAGCGGACGCUCUCAAAUACGUGGGCAUCGAGCGCGAAAUGGAGAUGGCGUGA